UCAGCCUUGUUUUGUAUUAGCUCAGUGUGACUUCCAAGUCAAUCUAGAAUCUGUUUUGUCUUUCACUGAAGGAAUUCAUCCCUUUUGAAGCAUUCACUGGAUUUCAGGAUGAAAAAAUUGAUGAGCCGAACCACCAAAAAUGUCCUUGUGGUUUCACUUGGAUUUUUGCUUUUAUUUACAGCAUAUGGAGGACUGCAGAGUUUACAGAGCAGUCUUAAUGCUGAGGAUGGAAGGGGUGUUAUUUCUCUCAGUGUCAUCUAUGGAGCUAUGAUUUUGUCCUCGAUGUUUCUGCCUUCAAUAAUGAUCAAAAAUCUGGGCUGUAAAUGGACCAUCGUCCUUUCUAUGGCUUGUUAUGUGUCUUAUUCCUUUGGAAACCUUGCGCCAGGCUGGCCAAGUCUGAUGAUAACCUCUGCUGUUCUGGGUAUGGGAGGUUCACUACUGUGGUCUGCAAAAUGCACCUAUCUCACAAUAAGUGGAAACAGACGAGGCCAGAAAAUCAACAAGAAAAGCCAGGAUAUCAUCAACCAAUAUUUUGGAAUAUUUUUCUUCAUUUUUCAGUCAUCAGCGGUGUGGGGAAACCUCAUGUCAUCUCUGAUAUUCGGCCAGGAUGCUAGCAUAGAAGUCCCUGAGGAGAACCUGCAGUUCUGUGGUGCGACAUCAUGUGUUGAAAAUUUCACAGUCGCAAACACAACCCUUCCAGCAAGACACCUAGUGAACACACUGCUAGGCUGCUAUAUCGGUUUGGGGGUUCUGGCCAUCAUUUUUGUGGCAGUGUUCCUGGACAACAUCGACCGAGAUCUGGUCAUAGAAUUUCGUAAAACCAAGGACAACCAGUCGUUUUGCAGCACCUUUCUGGCUACCUUCAAGCUCCUGAGAAAUCCUAGAUUGUUGCUUCUCAUCCCAUUGACCCUGAACAGUGGGUUUGAGCAAAGCUUCCUAGCUGGCGAAUACACAAAGAACUAUGUGACCUGUGCGAUAGGAAUACACUACAUUGGCUUUGUGAUGAUCUGCUUUGGUGCUUCUAACUCCCUGUGCUCAUUCGCAUUUGGUAGACUGGCUCAAUACACUGGAAGACUCCCCCUCUUUUGCUUGGCUGCAGUGACAAACCUGGGCUGUUUUCUGGGUCUUUUGUACUGGAAGCCUCAUCCAGACCAGCUGGGCGUGUUCUUUGUGUUUCCAGCCCUCUGGGGGAUGGCAGACGCUGUGUGGCAAACACAAAUCAAUGCACUUUAUGGCAUUCUCUUUGCUAAGGACAAAGAAGCAGCAUUUGCCAACUACCGCAUAUGGGAGUCACUCGGUUUUGCUAUAGCCUUUGCUUACAGCACAUUCCUCUGCCUGUCCACCAAAAUCUACGUUGCUCUGGCUGUUCUUGCCCUUGCCGUGGUUACUUACCUUUACGCUGAGUACAACGAGUACAAGCAUCCAACUCCACAAGUGACUAAUGACGACUUGCUUAACCAGAAAAUGAGGACGUCAAAGAAUUAAAUGACAAAGAUAUUAUCUCUCAGACAAAAAUGCAAAUAGAUUUUAGUUGAUAUUUCUGCCUCAGUAUUAGGCUGGGCACAUUUUUUUCCGAUUAAUCUUUUUUUUUAAUGACGUCA
Molecule: messenger RNA, 1601 nt
Organism: Carassius carassius (crucian carp)
Lineage: Eukaryota; Metazoa; Chordata; Actinopteri; Cypriniformes; Cyprinidae
Product: protein unc-93 homolog A-like
Exons: 8
Coding region: 109-1485 (458 amino acids)
Source: RefSeq, a predicted model, not a curated record